Molecule: messenger RNA, 4240 nt
Organism: Pipra filicauda (Wire-tailed manakin)
Lineage: Eukaryota; Metazoa; Chordata; Aves; Passeriformes; Pipridae
Gene: TAT
Product: tyrosine aminotransferase
Exons: 12
Coding region: 2348-3715 (455 amino acids)
Biological process (GO): aromatic amino acid catabolic process; biosynthetic process
Molecular function (GO): pyridoxal phosphate binding; L-tyrosine:2-oxoglutarate transaminase activity
Source: RefSeq, a predicted model, not a curated record
CCUGGAAGAGGGAACUGCUUGCUCUUGCUGGCUUGGUCUCUGUCCACAGAAAUGGGACUCAGGGCAGUCCUAGUACCAGAGCAAGGCAGUACCAUAAAAAACAAUUAAGCCAUCACUAGUUUCUCCUUCCACUGGGAAAAGACAAGAACCAAUUGCUCAAGCUACACAAGAAAGAAGGAGCUGAAGAGGUAAGCAACAAGGUACCUGUGGGGGUGAGCUGCUGAGACAGGGGAGCAAACCACAAAGGGGAGGGUAGUCAGGGCUAGUGGCGUGCAGAGGGCGUGACAGUCAAGACAGCCAGCAGCCUUGCUGGCAGAAAUCAUCCUGCAGGGUAUGGCUGCCUCUUUAACUGCACCAUACAAGGAUGGCUUGGCCAUUUCUAGAAUACAAAGUGCUGGGUUGUGUGUUCAUGCUUUGGUCCUGGGAGGGCCUGCGCACAACAAGACAGGGGGAGGGCUGCAGACCCCAUGUGAGAGCACCUGGAGAAGACUAGAGUCAUGCAGAGAGAGGAGAAAGGCACUCCCAGUAAUAGCGGGAGAAACCCACUGAUGCAAUUGUACACAGCUUUUGGCCAGGUUCUCAACCUUAUGUAACUGGGUCUGCCUGUGUCUCCUGAGCCACAUUUUUUCCCUCUCUUGGCAGCAGGCUUCCACUGUGCCCUCCCCUGAACCCCACUGCUGCGUGCAGUAUGACGGGUAGAGCUCCAGUUGCAUCAGUUUGGGGGUUGUUGCCAGGCAGAACAUGCAGCACUGUCCUUGAGGCAGCCCAAUGCCAUGUUUAACCCUGCCAGGCAUGGCAAGAGGUGGGGUCAGCUGCGAGAAGUCAGAAAAUAACCCACAGGUGCUUGGAGAGGGUCUGCAUGAAUUUCUGAAGGUUGUUUAUGUCGCGUUUCAGUCAAAAGAAGAGAGAAACUGUGCAGCCCUCAGCAGAAGACAGUCCAAGCAGCUUCAAUACGUGACAUUUCUCCGUGAAGGGUUUUUGAAAGGUGCUAUUCCUUGUCCAAAGGCUUUGUGAGUGAAUGCCAUGGGAGGCCUGCCCUCCAGUCUGGGGCUGGGGACCCUGGCUGGGCCUGCUGGCUGCACCCCACCACCUCCCAGCCUGCCUCCAGCCCUGAAUCCCUGUCCCCCUUUGUGGCCUCAGCAGCGCCCAUUGCAGCACUCUGGUCAAUGGCAGGUCAUGGCUCUGCAGCAGUGUCAGCCCAGCCCUGGCACUGAGGGAAGGGGCCAGUGCUUUGCAUCCGGGGAGGUGAAGCCUUACUGCUGGUGGUGUAGUGAGCAUGGGUUGAGUGCAAGUGGUUCUUCCUCCUCCCACUCAGAUGGGGAUGUAAACAGGAAAAAAUCACACAGAGUGCUGGCCUCUUCAGUGAAGGCAUCAACAGUUUGUUUGCCCAAAGAUUGGCUCUUGUCCCUGAGCAGCUCUUCAGACUCUGGUCAUUUGCUGCCAUGGCAAUAAGACAAGACUUAGAGCAGUCCUUGGAAGACAGGGAGGGUGCAAAUGCCCCUCAUUAAUCCCAGGCCUGCAGGAAUCAAGAGACAGGAAGGCAUAGGUUCACAUCACUGAGCAGAAUAGGCCCUUCUGGGAAUGGUGUAAUCUGUGCCUUGCAGUACCGUCAGAGAGGGAAGACUUGCAUAAUUUCUGCUGGUUACCAGAAUUAGGAGUUUGCUUGGGUCUUGCAGCAACCAAAAAAAGGGAAAAGGCAAAAAAAACCCAAAACAAUGACAACUUGAGCUUUCUUUAAUCCUUCGUGUCCUGGUAUCUCCAAAACACUGGCUAGGGAAGUACCCUCUUCUCUAAAGCCUAUAGAUGAAGAUGUCUCCUGAUUGUAAUGAAGCCACAAACUGGCCUUCCUCAGCUGGUGCAUUUGAGCCCAGAGCUUUGAAGUCAGGACAGACUGAUGGCUUCCUCAGGUUUUAUGGUCCAUCAAUCCACUCUCAGUGAAUUACAAGGUGGUAGCACUGGAAUACUUGGACUCUGCAGAUUUGCUCCCAACAGUCCUUGUGGACUGAGGGAAGUGGUGCCAAAGGGUAGCAGCCCAGGUGCUCCUGGAAGCCAAGAUGUGUCCUGUAGGCCACCCCCAGAAAGAGUUAAUAAUCCAGAGGCAUGUUCCAGGUGUUUGGAGUGAGGACAGUUGCAAAGGGGAGGAGAGGUCAUUUUUGGGUGGAGAGAGCAGCCCUCUCUGUGAGCCAAUGGCUAAACGAUUUGGUCCCAACGCCCAGUUUUGGGGAUUAUUUCAUGGGCAAGAAUUCGCAGGACUUUCCUCUCAAAGAGAUUUGUUCUGGAUGAAAACUAGAGACUGGACCCCCAAGCUUGUUGGUGUCUCCCUGUCUGCACUGUAGAAGUUCUCAGGAUGGACUCGUACCUGAUCCAAGUGAAUGGCCGUGGAGACCACGCCCCUAUGCGAGAUGUUCAUCUCAAGAGCACUGGGAACACCAUAUCACCUGGGAAGGCAAAGGGCCGGAAGCCAAGAUGGGCUGUCAGGGCUUCUGAAAUGUCAAAGAAGACUUUCAAUCCUGUCCGAGCCAUCGUAGACACCAUGAAGGUGGAACCCAACCCAAAGAAAUCUAUGAUUUCCUUGUCCUUAGGAGACCCAACGGUCUUUGGAAACCUUCCCACAAAUGAUGAGGUCACACGGGCUGUGAAGGAGGUUUUGGACUCAGGACGGUGGAAUGGUUACGCUCCAUCUGUUGGCUACCAGUCCUGUCGGGAAGCUGUGGCUGCAUACUACAACUGCCCAGAGGCACCACUGAAGGCUCAGGAUGUCAUCCUAACAAGUGGCUGCAGCCAAGCCAUAGAGCUUGCCUUGGCAGUACUGGCCAACCCAGGCCAGAACAUCCUGGUGCCACGGCCUGGCUUCUCCCUCUACAAGACUCUGGCAUUGUCUAUGGGGAUUGAAGUCAAACUUUACAACCUCUUGCCAGAGAAGGCCUGGGAAAUUGAUUUGGAGCACUUGGAGUCUCUGGUGGAUGAGAAAACAGCUUGCCUCAUUAUGAACAACCCAUCAAACCCCUGUGGCUCUGUGUUCAGCAAGAGCCAUCUCCAGGAGAUCCUGGCAGUGGCAUCAAGACAGUGCGUGCCCAUCCUUGCUGACGAGAUCUACGGAGACAUGGUGUUCGCUGAUUGCAAGUUUGAACCCAUUGCAACUCUCAGCACCAAUGUGCCAAUCUUGUCCUGUGGUGGCUUGGCAAAGCGGUGGCUAGUCCCUGGCUGGCGAAUGGGCUGGAUCCUAAUUCAUGACAGGAGAGACAUCUUUGGUAAUGAGAUCAGGGAUGGCCUUGUAAGACUGAGUCAGAGGAUCCUAGGACCCUGUACACUUGUCCAAGGAGCAUUGGAGCGUAUCUUGCGCCGAACACCACCUGAGUUCUACCACAACACCCUAAGCAUCCUCAAGUCCAAUGCUGACCUUUGUUAUGCUGCCUUAUCAGCUAUCCCUGGCCUUCAGCCUGUCCGGCCCUCUGGAGCCAUGUACCUCAUGGUCGAGAUUGAGAUGGAGCAUUUCCCGGAGUUUGAAAAUGAUGUGGAGUUCACGGAGCGACUCAUCUCAGAGCAGUCUGUGUUCUGCCUGCCAGCCUCGUGCUUUGAGUACCCAAACUUCUUCCGAGUGGUGAUCACCAUGCCUGAGGAGAUGAUCUUGGAGGCCUGCAGUCGCAUUCAGGAGUUCUGUGAGAUGCACUACCAGGGUGCUGAGGGAGCCCAGGAUCUGGAGUGCGACAAGUAGCCACAGCUGGCCUUCUGCCUCUGUCAGGCUAGACCUUGUGUGAGGCAGCAGCCAGGCAGGCAAGGCUGCUUCCAGCCAGCCCCACACCCCCCUGCCUGCAAGCAGCCACUGUCUUGCUGCAUCAAUUUUUGUGCUCCAGAGAGCCUCAGCACUAUGGGAAGAAGACGCCACUUCCUCUCCUCCUCCACUACAGCCUGCACACUCUCUCGCAUCCAGUCCCCCUGGUCUCCAUAUAGUCAGCAUCUGCACCCUGUGGUGGUCUAUGCUGCCUGUGAACCAGCUGCAGGCAGAGGCAGAAGGCUGUUCCUGGGCCAGCCCCUGUGGCAAAGGCCCCACUGGCCUGUGGCUCCUGUGCUGGCCAUACUUACCCUCAGGCCACUGUCUCAGAGGAUAAGAGAAAAGUACCCACCUCUCAGUUACUUGUGUUACCUUAGGAGGCCAGAGCUCUUUAUACUAAGCCCUUUGUGUGACAAAGGUAGUAAGUUAUUGUAACUUUUUUUAUUAAUAAAGAUUCUGACAUGUCAA